UUCAUGUCGAUUGGUGGCGCCACCUUAUCACUUGCCACCCAAAAGCGCUAGUUUUACCCCCCAAAGAAGAAGAAAAAGAAGAGGGAGAAGAAGAAGAAAGAGGAGAAGAGGAAGUUACAAUUGACUUGUAGAAAAACUGUUUUACUGUUGUUGCAGUGCGGAUGGAGAGAAAAGAAAUAGAGAUGAGCAAAGAGGAGCUCCAAAGCUGGAUCAGAGAUGAGGUUCACAAAGCCAGGCUGUCCACUGCUAGCACUCUCAUGAAAUACCAGCUGCUGCAGUCUCUACUAGAAAGAAGGCAAACACAGGCAACCAGAUUUUUAAAGCUCUGUCAGUCUGUUGUGAUAUUUGAGAACACUGUGAAAGAACUGUACUCUCAGUUGGGAUGGGAGUACACCGACUUGGAUUCUGACGGUGAGAACGAUGAAGAACCCAUGAGCUGCAGGCGUACUUUACCAUUUGUGUUUGUUUCUUCGGGGGAUCGUAUUCACAGACCUUCAGCUUCCAGGGACUCAACUUCACAGUCACCAGUGUCAGAACUUGAAGAAUAUCAGGAGGAAAUUGUUAGUCAAAAAAACCCUGGUGUUGCUUUAGGCAAAGAAGCUAUGGUGGUUUUGAGUAAACUUACAAAUUCUGAGAUUUCUGCCAGUAUGCCCCCUCUUUCGUCUGACUCUGGCAGCGAUAACAAGGAAAAUUUAAGCUCUGCAGAGUCCAGUGUGCAGUGGGAACCAGACAAAGAGACGAGUGAAUCAAACUGUUCACUCUCAGAUUUUAGUACUGGAUCCAAAAAGAAGAGAAAAAUGAAUAAAAACGAACAAAAACAUGAAAAGCUCAAUUCGGCUUCCAAAAGAAGCAGAAUGUCUUCGCCAACAACCAGAAGGAGCAUGAGAUCAACAACUACCAUCAAAAAACCCAAUUACAAGGAGUGUGACGUCUCGGAAUCGUCAAGCUUAUCAACAACUUCAGAUAGUGACGAUGAAAGCAGCAAAGAAAAUGCUGCAGCACUUCGGUCCCUCUCUACAAAACUAACGAUGCGGCUCUCCGGCAAGACAAUAAAGAUAUCCCAAACCAGUGCAACAGUAGCAACAAAAACGCCUGGCAAAACCACAGAGACUAGAGCCCAGCCCAGCACAACAAACACUACGUCUGAAUCCUCCAAAACGCCAUCAACAGAGCCGUCCAAAACGCCGGUGUCAACAACAGAGCCGUCCAAAACGCCGGUGUCAACAACAGAGCCGUCCAAAACGCCGGUGUCAACAACAGAGCCGUCCAAAACGCCGGUGUCAGCAACAGAGAUGUCCAAAACAGUCAGUGCUAAGACUGUGAUCAAAACAAUCACACCACCUGCAAAGACAAAAAACUCCUUUGCCAGCCAGCAGUCCUCUAAAACGACCGUUGCUCCUCCAAGCGUGCCCAAAAGAGAAAUCAAAGUGAACAUGAACGUCCUGGCGAGAAAGCAACAUUUGUGCUGGCAACGAGGGAAAGUUGCAGAAAUAAUAACAAAAGAAGGUGGAAAGGUGAAAUACAAGGUCACUUUUGAGGAAAAGGGUAAAAUCCUCGUGUCUGGUCACCACCUUGCCUUUGACAACAUGCCAAAGUUGGAAGAGCUUUCUAUAGGCUGUCGUGUGGUGGUCAAGAUUUCAAAUGAGAAAGUGGAGUACAAGCCCGGCAUAAUGGCCGAGCUCCCUAGCCGAAAAAAUCGCAUGAGGUUCCUGGUGUAUAUUGAUGACCACACCCCCAUGUAUAUUGGCUUACCUGCACUCCAUCUGGUGUACAGAGCAUUGGACAAUCCUUUAGAUGACAUUCCUGAUGAAAUUCACAGGGACUUCAUGAAGGAGUAUCUGAAAGUCUGGCCUUACCCACCCCAGACCCAGUACAAAGUUGGACAGACUAUAAAGGCUGAUUAUGAAGGUGUCAUGCAGAAGUGUGAGGUCACCGCUGUUGACUGCAGCUUGGUUGAGGUCAUUUUUGAGAGUGAUAAACAUAAGGAGUGGCUCUACCGAGGCUCGCUACGCCUGGAACAUAUGGUCAGUAUGAGGUACAGCAUGUGGAAGAAGGAGGCUGCGGAAUCGGCAAAGAAACCUCUUUAGUCAAUGGAUCAUUAAAAUCAGCACAUUAGGUUGAGAAGAACCAUGUCUGGAAAGGUGAACAGCAUGCUGGCGCUCCAAGCUCCUGGUGGAAAUACUGCAGUGGUUUUUCAAAAUUCCUCUGGCAUUAUGCGACUUUGGCUGUUCCACUUACAGCUUUUCUUGAGUCAUCUGAGAGUUUGGACCAUUGAGGAAGCUUAAUUUACAUUACAUACAUUUUUUAAAUUACAUUCUCUGUAUUUGUAGAUUGGAAUAGUAUUAUUGAUCUUCUGAAGAUUCUACCUCAUUAAAACAGCUGAGGACUCGUAAUUUUUUUAUGACAGUUGUUUCUGUUCAAUUGCUUUUUUAGCAUACUUGUGUAGUCUGUGUUGUUAAAUAAAAACUGUGUUGUUUUUUGUGUAGUAUAAAGACUUUCCUUCAAGGUCUGUAAAAAGUGUUCACCCCCUUGG
Xiphophorus couchianus (Monterrey platyfish) is the source of this 2533-nucleotide messenger RNA. RefSeq names its product histone-lysine N-methyltransferase SETDB1-A-like. The transcript is spliced from 10 exons. Bases 162 to 2087 code for a protein of 641 amino acids. The record is from RefSeq and is a predicted model, not a curated record. Gene Ontology annotation, biological process: negative regulation of gene expression; heterochromatin organization. Gene Ontology annotation, molecular function: histone H3K9 methyltransferase activity. Gene Ontology annotation, cellular component: nucleus. Lineage: Eukaryota; Metazoa; Chordata; Actinopteri; Cyprinodontiformes; Poeciliidae.